UAGUGAUCUAGUGUAGAAGAUAAUUUUGUUAAGAAACGUUAAGAUGUUCAAAUUAAUUUUUUUAUUAGCUUUCUCAACAUUAAUAACUGCUUUGCACAUAGUGCCGUUAGAUGACGAAUCAAACAGUCGAGCAGUAGGUGGUAUGGUCGCUACAAUCACUCAAGCACCAUGGCAAGUCAGUGUUCAUUAUUUAAAUGAACAUCAAUGUGGUGGUAGCAUUUUAUCAAAGGAAUGGGUUAUCACAGCAGCUCACUGUGUUACUGCCGCAGCAAAUUUUUAUAUGAUUCGUGCUGGAAGUGUUUAUCACAAUUCGCUUGGUUCAAUUCACUCUGUUGAUAGAAUAAUAAAGCAUGAAUUCUUUACCACCAACAAAUAUGGAUUCCAUAAUAAUGAUAUUGCUUUAGUACAUGUAGCUGAAAUAUUUAUACUGGAUACAAGUCGUCAGGCAAUUCCACUUUACAAUGUUGACGAAGUUAUAUCUACUUCCACCAAAGCCCAAGUUACUGGUUGGGGUGACGUUGUCUUGGCUACUAAUACACUUCAACUUAUAAAUACGUAUAUAAUAACGAAAAUAAAUUGCAAUACGACUUAUUCAAGGUACGGCGGAAUUUAUGAUAAUCAAAGUUGUAUUGGUGAAACAACUGGUAAUCCAGCGGCGUGUCGAACUGAUGCUGGUGGUCCUGUCGUACUUUCAAAACGUCUUGCCGGUAUUAUUUCCUGGUCUGAAGGAUGUGGACGUCCAACUUUUCCGAGUGUUUUCACAGAAGUUAGUCAUUAUAGACUUUGGAUUAAACGCUAUUCUGGUGUAUAA
Messenger RNA from Microplitis demolitor, 811 nucleotides. Its product is annotated as trypsin-1-like. The transcript is spliced from 2 exons. Bases 44 to 811 code for a protein of 255 amino acids. Gene Ontology annotation, biological process: proteolysis. NCBI's taxonomy places the organism in Eukaryota, Metazoa, Arthropoda, Insecta, Hymenoptera, Braconidae. Gene Ontology annotation, molecular function: serine-type endopeptidase activity. The record is from RefSeq and is a predicted model, not a curated record.